ACCUUCGCUUUCUUUGUUUUUAGUUUGAGUGCUUUGCCAUAUUUAUAUAUAAAAAAAACCCUUUGUUUUUAUAGCUAUAAAGGCAACUAUAAAAGGAAUUAAUUAAUUAAUUAAUCUGCGUGUGUUGAGAUGGUCCAGCUUCGGAUUGGAGAUAAAAGUUAGAUGAAAUCAACGAUGAGUUCUCAGGUUAUGGUCCUUGUAGACAUCGAUUCAAGCUCAUUUUCGUUUCACUUGAGGAUCGAUUGAUUGCUCAAAGUUUAGGGGCUGUGCUUUUGAUAACAAAGAAAGUUUUAAACUUUUCUUGGACUGCGGGGCGAAGAGUUUUGUUUUUAUUUUGGUGAGGCCUACCCUGGAUGAGAUUUUUUUGAAAGGAGUUUUUCAUGUGUACAAGGACUGAACUUUAGUUUAGCAGUAGAGGAAAAUAGGGUUCUUAAGGUUAGGGUGGAAUUAGAGGCUUUCUUUGAAUGGAUCACUUGUUUUCAAGAGAAAGAGAUGUUGAAGUGGAUCUUGAAAGUGGUGGGACUACCAGUGAAGAUGAAAGAAUCCAAGAUCACGUUUCAUCAAAUAGCCAGGCAAAGAGAACUUUCAGUAGAGUUUGGAGUGAUGUUUUGAGUUUUGAUAGAAUUGGCAAGGGUGAAUGCAGCAUAAACUCGUGCAGUAGUUCCUCAAGUUUUGGUGGGGUUGAGGGUGAGAAUAUGGAGUUCUUGGUAGACAAGAAUUCAGAGGGAGAAGAGAGUCGUGAUCUCGUGGCACUUGCGGAGAAGAACUUUGCAGAAGAGAAGUGUAAGAAGACAAACUCCAGGAAGCCUCCCAAGCCACCAAGGCCUCCAAAAGGUCCAUUGUUGGAUGCUGCAGACCAGAAGUUGGUGAGGGAGAUUGCUGAACUUGCUAUGAGAAAACGUGCCAGGAUGAAACGAAUUAAAGCAAUGAAGAAGAUGAACGCAGCAAAGGUAUCAUCAUCAAGCAGUAGCCUAUCUGCUCUUGUCAUCACAGUUCUCUUUUGCCUUGUCAUACUCUUUCAAGGUAUAUGUUCCAGACGUGGUGCAAGUGUACUGUUAGAGGGGUCUCCUGCACCAGCAGUUGGCUCGAGUGAAGGCUUGAUAUCUGUUCAAUUUUACAAAAGCUUUCCUACAACUGAAAAAGAUGACCAUGAUACCCCUAGCUUGGUAGAACAGCAGGUUCCGGUUCAGUUCUUAGAGAAGAAACUAGGAAAGCUGCCAGAUGAUGUGGAGAAAUAGCUGAAGUUGCCAAUGUGGUAUCCUUGAAUCUUGAUCUUAUGUAAACAAAUUUUGAUGCAAUACCUGGCUUUGCUGAUUUCUGUACAUAUAUGAAUUGUGGAUGCCAAUCUCCAGUUGUAUAGUUUAGUAUGUAAAGCCAUUUAUUGGAACUGAAGUUUAUUACUUAAUUCUUCCAAAAUUGGGCUACUCAUGCAGAAAGAGACCUGAUAUAAAAACCUAAUCCAGAA
Molecule: messenger RNA, 1465 nt
Organism: Theobroma cacao (cacao)
Lineage: Eukaryota; Viridiplantae; Streptophyta; Magnoliopsida; Malvales; Malvaceae
Source: RefSeq, a predicted model, not a curated record